GUGUUUGCGCAUGGCUGUCUGUGUCACUCUUAUUUCAGAUUUCAGCUUCACACACAGUGAGACUGUGCGCCUUGCGUUUGGCCUCUUAGUUUUUGGGAGUUUCACACAUAUAAAAAAAACUCACCGGAUAUAUUUUUCCAUUCUGUAGAGGAAGCCAUCUCAAGGUCCACAGUGUCACUGUGUCUAUUUCUGCUUCCUGUUGUGUCCUCCCCAUCAGACCUGACCAAGUUUUUCUCAUCUGGUCCUGAACCCCUCACCCCAUCAUGGCGCUCUCCUCACGCUUAAAACUCUGGGAACAGAAGAUCAAAGAGGAGAAGAAGGCACCUCCUGCUCCAGCACUACCUCCACCUCCUCUCUCGGCCGUACCCGGAGGAUUCCUCAAACAGCUGGUGAGAGAGACCGAGAAAGAGACACGACACAAAGAACCGGAGCUUAAAGAGGAAAAGGCGCCCAGCAAAUUGAGCGAUAAUUUGGUCCAGAAUUUCUUAAACCCGGAUGAAACCCCACCCAUACUGGAAGCAGAGAAGCUGGUGAACGGCGAACGAUGUCGGCACAACACGCUAACAGAGAAAAAAAUGUCAUUUCCCAGGAGAAUCAUGUCACCUGAUUCAACCAAUCAGAAAACAGACUCUAAAUCCAACACUCCAGACAUCAACGGUCAGGAACAGACGUCCAGUCCCUGUAUAGAAAACAUGACAGACGCAGCCAAAUCGCCAGAUCUAACUGUGAAAAAAGAAGCGAAGAGGGAAGAAGUCAAGGUGCGAAAGGAAGUUAAUGCACUACAACAGGAAGUAAAAGAAGUGAGACAAGAACCAGAAGGUCAAUUGACUGUAACUCAUGUAAGAGAGGAGCCAAAGGUACCGACGGAGGAUGUUUGGUACGAAGCUGGCAAGGUGUGGUAUGUUCACAAAGACGGCUAUACGCUUGCAACUCAGUUAAAACCGGAUGAGGGCACACCAGAGCUCCCUGAUGACCGGGUGAGGGUUCGACUGGACUCAGAUGGUUCUGUCCAUGAUGUAACUCAGUAUGAGAUCGAGAAGCUGAACCCACCUGAGCUGGACCUGUGUGAAGAUCUGAGCAAUCUUGUAAGCAUGAACGAGUCGAGUGCCCUUCAUGUUUUGACCAAUCGAGCCAAAGCGUGUCUACCCCUCACCCAUGCUGGACCAAACCUGCUGGCACUGUGGCCUCCUAUGUCUUCACCAGGCAAGGUUCGGAGUCGGCGCUGUGACUCUUGGACGGCUCCCGGGCCGCUGCAGGCUCUGGUUAAGAGGGUGUGCGUGUCUAUGGUGGGUCAGCGGAGAGAUCAGACGCUGGUGGCUUUGGGUCGCAGCGGUACAGGCAAAACCACUUGCUGUCAGUCGUUUUCACUGGAGCUUCUCAAACAAGCAGGAACGGCAGGGGGAAGCCUUACAUUGGAGCGUCUGCAGGCAGUGUUUACUGUCCUGCGCUCUUUUGGUUGUGUGAGUUCACCUCACAGUGAAGCCUCCAAUCGUUUUGCUAUGGUGCUCUCACUGGACUUCAACCACGCUGGACUCGCUGCCGCCGCACAUCUGCAGACGAUGCUGCUGGAGAAAUGGAGAGUAUAUCAGAGACCGGAGGGAGAGAGUAACUUCCUGGUUUUCUCUCAGAUGCUUGCAGGCAUCAGCACAGACCUGAGGACAGAACUGCAGCUGCACCAGUUAAAGGAAUACAACUUAUUUGGUAUCACAUGCCCAACCAAGGUGGAUGAAAAGCAAAGGGCUUCAGUGGGAUUUGGGAAACUGCUGGUUGCCAUGAACACUUUGGGAUUCACAGCAGAAGAACAAAAAGCAAUUUGGCAUGUUUUGGCAGCAAUAUACCACCUCGGUGUUGCAGGAGCAUGCAAAGUGGGCCGUAAGCAGUUUAUGAGUUUUGACAGCGCGCAGACGGCCAGCGCCAUCCUGGGUUGUGAGGGUGAGGAGCUUCACACGGCCGUCUUUAAACAUCACCUGAGACAGUUACUGCAGAGAGCGACCGGAGGCGUCAGAGAGAGACGUUCAACUGAGGAACCUGAGGAAGGUCCUAAAGUCAGUCCGGUUCAGUGUGUAGGAGGAAUGGCUGCUGGUCUCUAUGAAGAACUCUUUACCACUAUUGUAUCUCUCAUAAACAGAGCUCUGCAGUCUCAGCAGCUCACGUUGGCAUCAGUGAUCGUGGUGGACACGCCGGGCACGAGGAACCCCAGACACAGCGGAGAUGAGCGAGCAGCCGGUUUUUCUGAGCUCUGUCACAACUACUUACAGGAGAGACUGCUGGAGCACUGCUUCACACACACCUUUACACACACGCUGGACAGAUACGCACAGGAAGGAGUGCCUGUAGAUUUCGCCGCCCCUGAGUCGAGUCCUUCAGACAUUGUGAAUGCUGUAGACCAGCCUGGAUUGCAGGUUCGAGGACCAGAAGGUGACGCCCGUGGUCUUCUGUGGGUUCUGGAUGAGGAGAUGGUUACUCCUGGUUCAACAGAGAGCACAGUUCUGGAAAGGGUGUGUCAGUACUUUGGUGGCACGGUACGUCAAUGUGAGCAGCCUCUGCAUUGUGAGAUUGCUCACCUGAUGGGCUCCGAUCCGGUUCGCUAUGAUCUUUCGGGCUGGUUCAGUCAGGUCCAGAACAAUCCAUCUGCCCUCAAUGCCAGUUCACUUCUGCAAAACUCCUCAGUGAUAGAAAUAAAAGCCCUAUUUGAACCACGGGCGUCUGUGCCUCCUCUCUGCCGCGGUUUGGGCGGCGUCGAGGGCGGAUCACAGCGGGCACUGCAGAGGAGCGGUACCGUGCGCAAGACUCUGAGCGGAGGGAUGGCGGCCCUCAGGAGACACUCCCAGUGCAUCUCCGUCAAACUACAGGCGGAUGCACUGGUCAAUCUGAUUCGGCGAGCUCGACCGGUCUUCCUGCAGUGUUUGAGUGCUAAAACAGAUGGUUGUGGCUUUGAUGUCCCAGCACUGCGUGUACAGCUGCACUCCACACACCUGCUUCCAGCGCUGCAGCUGUACCGAACAGGCUACCCCGAGCACAUGUCUGUGGGUGAUUUCCGCUGUCGUUUCCAAGCUCUUUCCGCUCUUAUAAUAAAGCGUUAUGGCUCUGUCUUCAUUACUCCAGAUGAGAGGAAGGCCGUGGAGGAGUUAUUGAUCGAACUGGAUCUGGACAAGAAAAGCAUCGUUUUGGGAUUGAGUCGGGUGUUUAUGAAGCGAGGCGUCUUGAGUUGUUUAGAUCAGCAGAGAGAUCAGUUGGUGAGCGGUUGGCUUGUUUACCUUCAAGCGUCCUGUCUGGGUCACCUGGGUCGGCAGAAAUAUCGUCGCAUGAAGGUUCAGCAGAUGGCAGUGAGUUGUAUUCAGAGAAACUUGCGAGCUCUCACGUCAGUGUCGUGCUGGAGUUGGUGGAGGCUUCUGUGUAAAGUUCGCCCUCUGCUGGAUGUCAACAUGGAUGACCAGCGACUCAGAUCUAAAGAGGAUGAGAUCAGUGCUCUGAGGAGACGCCUGGACAAAUCCGAGAAGGAACGAAACGAACUGCGUCAGACUGCAGACAACCUGGAGACCAAGGUGACAGCCGUGACGUCUGAAUUAAGUGAUGAGAGGUUUAGAGGAGAUGCCUUAAGUCAAGCUCUAGACAUUGAACGAACAGAAAGACUUCGUCUCGUCAAAGACAAUAAAGAACUACAGAGUCGGGUGGAUCAGACUAAAGUGUCUCUUGAUGCCCUCGAGAGGCAGUUAGAGGAAGAAAAGCAGAAAGUUAAAAGUAAAGAAGCUCUCAGCGGAGUGGCCACAGAAAGUGAGCUGCAGCUGCAGCUGGAGUGCGCGCAGACGGAGGUGGAGUUUCUGCGCAGGCGUCUGCGUCAGACAGAGGAAAGACUUGACAGUGAGAAAGAAGCCAGACAGCAACUGGACACAAAGGUCCAAGAACUGCAGGUUCAGCUGGAGCAGUCCAAACGAUCUGUGACCGAGCUGAAACGCCACUGCAGACGCUUGACCUCUGACCUCCAGGAUGCUCGCGUGCUGACAGACAGCCUGCAGGGCCGCGCUCACGAGCUGGAUAGGAAGCAGAGGAGGUUUGACAGCGAGUUGACCCAGGCUCUCGAACAGGCUGAUAAUGAAAGGGAACAGAAGGAGAGGACCAUCCAGGAGAACAUCGCCCUGGGUGCUGAGGUCUUUACACUUCGAAAGACAUUGAAGGAGAGUCAGACGGAGGUCACACACCUACAGCAGCAGAAGGAGGAGUUGUGUGCUCAGAUUCGUGACUUAAGUGUGCCGCUCAACCUCACCAGCGACUCCGUCCCAGAGCUGAAGAAACAUCUGCGUGAACUGGAGAGCAGAGAGACCGAGCGAGCCGAGGAGAUCACACACAUGACUGCUAAACUCAAACAACACGAGCAGGUUCAUCUGCGUUUUGAGAUGGAGAUGGAGAGGAUGAAGCAGAUCCAUCAGAAGGAGCUGGAGGACAAAGACGAAGAACUUGAGGACGUGCAGAAGUCCUCACAGAGAAGGCUGCGACAGCUGGAGAUGCAACUAGAUCAGGAAUAUGAAGAGAAACAGAUGGUGGUUCAUGAGAAACAUGAUUUGGAGGGCCUGAUAGCCACGCUGUGUGAACAGGUGGGCCACAGAGACUUUGAUGUGGAGAAAAGGUUGAGGCGAGACCUGAAGCGAACACACGCUCUGCUCAGUGAUGCGCAGUUGCUGCUGUCCACCGUUGAACAGCCCGGUCAGAGUCAUGACCCCGGUGCUAAGGAGCAGCUGGAGAGACUGCACUGCCAGUUGGAGGACAGUGAAGCCAGACGUUUGGAGGCUGAAAGCAUACAGAAGACUCUCUCAGCAGAGCUCGAUAACGCUCAGAUGGAGUUGGAGAACAUCUGCAAACAGAAGAGCCUGGUGGAUGAGCAGCUGGCUCAGCUGAGGUACGAGAGAACGGAUCUGAUGAAGAGACUCGAGGAAGACCAAGAGGACCUGAAUGAGCUCAUGCAGAAGCACAAAGCCCUAAUCGCUCAGUCUUCCAGUGAUAUCUCUCAGAUCAGAGAACUUCAGGCUGAGCUUGAGGAGCUGAAGAAACAGAGACAAACCUUACAAGAGCAGCUCCAGACCAGCGUUGCGCGCGUGCAGUUCCUGGAGUCGUCCACGGUGGCCCGCAGCAUUGUCAGCAAGCAGGAGGCUCGGAUCUGUGACCUGGAGAACAAACUGGAGUUUCAGAGAGGACAGGUCAAGAGGUUUGAGGUCCUGGUUCUGCGUCUGAGGGACAGCGUGGUCCGGCUGGGCGAAGAGCUGGAGCAGUCGGCCCAGGCCGAGAGCAGAGAGAGAGAGAAUUCACGAUACUAUCAGCAGAGACUGGCGGACAUGAGACUGGAAAUGGAGGAUCUGAGUGUCAGGGAGCAGGAGAGCGGCCGCAUACGCAUGGAGCUGGAAAUGCAAGUGGAGGAGCUUAGUGCGGUGAGACAGACCCUGCAGGCAGAUCUGGAAACGUCAAUCCGGCGUAUCGCUGAUCUACAAGCUGCCUUAGAGGAGGUGGAGUCCAGCGAUGAGAGUGACACUGAAAGUGUGCAGACAGCUGUGGAUUCCUUGUCUAGAAAGAAAGAUCUUGACAGCAUGUCCAGCGUCUCAUCCAGUGUGGGCACAGAAGACGUCGGUGAAGGUAUCCGUCACUGGAUGGGUGUCCCACGAGGAGGCAGAGGAGGUGCGACAUCCCCUUAUGGAGGAAGCAGCUCCGGGCGUCAAUCUGUCACGGACACCAUGAGCACCUACAGUUUCAGAUCUUGUACUCAAGACCUGGAUGAAGAUACCAAAGAAAAGUCUGGAGGUCUUGCCAGGGCGUCCUCUUCCACUGCCCUGUCCGAGCUCCUGGAAGGUCUGCGGAAGAAGCGUGCUGGGCUGGAAAGAGGCUCAGAGGCGGGUGAGGGCAGUACAGUGUCCCUGCCCAUCUAUCAGACCACGGGAGCCUCUACACUCCGCCGCAGGCCCUCCGCGCUGUCGCUUGAAGCAGAGGAAGGACUGGAGGACCUGCCCCGACCAGGCAUCCUAAAACCCCCAAGUCCCCACCUGCCCCGUGCUUCCAGUCUGCGCUCCCUGUCUGAAGCAGGGCUGACCUCCACGACCACAUCUACCACGGGAAAGAUGAGCCGCUUCAGCUCCUGCGACUCGCUCGCCUCCGUGACCUCCACCGCAAGUUCCAGACGGCACUUGUCCAACCUCGCCAUCCCCGAGGAGGGGGAGGAGGAGCUCGGCACGAAAGCCCUGCCGUCUCUCGGCCCCUAUCAGCCAAUCCGCCGGCGUAUGCACAGCAGUAUUGUGGCGGAGGGUGGAGAGUCUCAGUUGGGGACGGAGCCUAUGGUGUUUCAAAAUCGGCGACUCUUUAGCGCCCAAGAUAAGGGAUGGGCUGGUGAUGAUGCAGAUGACAAUAACUCAGACAUUCUUCCAGCGAUCCGACGAGCGCAGUCUACCAGCAGCCUAGCAUCCACCGGUUCAAGAGGAGGACAGAGGCGAGCACUCAGUGUGCACUUUGGGGAGUUGCCCACAUCCAGGUCACGUAGGGAGUCUGACUCUGAUUCUUCAGGUUCUAGUGGAUCUCAGAAGCGCCGUGGGCCUCAAGGAGAGAGGCUGGAAGCCGAGGGCAGUGAGGAUGUCAAUUCGGUGAUGAAGAAGUACCUCAAAAAAGCAGAAGUCGACUAGAAAAGUCAAUGAGCAGGAUGGAUGAAAGCGUUUGGAGAAAUGUUCCUGUCCAGAAUGCAGUGAUGCACACUAUUUUAACUGGAAGCACAAAUACACUUGAGGAUUUAUUUUGAACACUGUUUGUACACAUGAAUAAAGAUGUUAAAAUAAA
This is a messenger RNA of Paramisgurnus dabryanus, 6807 nucleotides long. The record is from RefSeq and is a predicted model, not a curated record. Lineage: Eukaryota; Metazoa; Chordata; Actinopteri; Cypriniformes; Cobitidae.